This is a messenger RNA of Pieris napi, 2642 nucleotides long. RefSeq names its product protein 5NUC-like. Bases 103 to 1908 code for a protein of 601 amino acids. Lineage: Eukaryota; Metazoa; Arthropoda; Insecta; Lepidoptera; Pieridae. The transcript has 4 exons. Gene Ontology annotation, cellular component: plasma membrane. Gene Ontology annotation, biological process: AMP catabolic process. Gene Ontology annotation, molecular function: nucleotide binding; 5'-nucleotidase activity; metal ion binding. The record is from RefSeq and is a predicted model, not a curated record.
UUCAUAGCAAGUUACCUGAAACACCGGCAGUCGCGUGCCGGCCGCCAAUCAGGGCAGACGUUUUACAUUUUUCUUUUAAUUAAUAGUGUGCAGAGAAAAGCAAUGGCAAUACUGCUUCUGACAACGGUGAUCGCCGUGAUAGCCCUAUCAUCGAGUAGCAUAGUGAAAUCGCCAAGUAACGAUGGCACAUUCGAACUCUUGAUACUUCACAACAAUGACAUGCACGCUCGCUUUGAGCAGACUUCACAGUUGAGUGGAGCCUGUACUACUGCUGAUAGAGAUGCUGGGAAGUGCUAUGGAGGGUUCCCUAGGGUUGCCCAUGUUGUGAAAGAGGCUCGUAAGGCUGCUGAAUCUGGUGAAGGUCCACCUGUCCUGUACCUCAAUGCUGGAGACACUUACACAGGCACCGCCUGGUUUACCAUUUACAAGUGGAAGAUAGCCGCUGAGUUCCUUAAUGCUUUGCAACCUGACGCUGUUUCGCUGGGAAAUCACGAAUUUGAUGAAGCUGUGGCUGGAUUGGUACCGUUCAUUAAAAACUUAACAUCGCCCGUUUUAGCUGCAAACUUACUGUUAGAUAAUGUGCCAGAACUAAAAGAAGAAACUAAUUUAUAUAAAUCUAUUAUACUGAAUAAAAAAGGCGUCAAUAUUGGUAUUGUUGGAUAUCUUACGCCAGAAACAAAGUUUCUAGCACCAAAAACUAAAGUUGAUUAUGAAGAUGAAAUACCGUCAGUACGAAGGGAAGUUAAGAAAUUAAAACAAAACGGAAUUGAUAUUAUUAUCGCUUUGGGGCACUCUGGCUUUAUCAAAGACUUGGAAAUAGCUACUGAAGUUGAAGAUAUUGAUCUAGUAAUAGGUGGACACUCGAAUACGUUUUUAUCAAAUGUUAAUACCACAGAAAUUCCUGAAUUUGUACAAGGUCCAUACCCAACAAUGGUUAUGCAAAAAUCAGGGAGAAAGGUGCUUGUGGUGCAAGCAUACGCUUACACAAAAUAUAUGGGUAGUUUGUUUUUAAAAUUUAAUGCGAAUGGAGAUAUUAUAGACUUCGAUGGCAAACCCAUUCUAUUGAACGAAGGAAUUCCACAAGAUCCUGAAGUUUUACAGAUAGUCGACAAAUAUCAUACUGAUAUUGAUCGCAUUAAUAAUGAAAUUGUAGGAACCUCCAUGGCGUUCUUACAAGGAGACACUUGCAGAUUGUAUGAGUGCAACUUAGGAGAUUUUAUCUGUGAUACUAUGCUAAAUUAUACAAAAAGGCAUUAUAUGGAAUUUUCACAAGUAAAUAUUGCAAUAGUUCAAGGAGGAAGAAUCAGAACGUCUCUAGAUCAACCUAAGAAACCCUACAAUCUCACAAGAGGAGAUUGGAUAACCGUAAUACCGUUUUCAGAUACACUUUGUAUUGUUAAAAUGAAUGGAAGCGUAUUGUUGGAAGCACUAGAACAUUCCGUUGACUUAUGGAGAAAAAUUGAUACACCAGGACAAUUUUUACAAAUGUCUGGAAUGGAAGUCACCUAUGAUUUAGAAAAAAUACCGGGUCAUAGAGUUAUUUAUGCAAAAGCUAUGUGUAUUGGAUGUAGUAAAUUAAUAGAUGUACGUAAUGAUUUAAAAUACAAUAUUCUUAUGUCAGCAUUUUUAGCUGAUGGCGGAGACGGCUAUUCUAUGUUCGAGAAUUUGGAGAAAGAAUUUGUUUCCUUCAAUGAAAUUACUUGCGUUUUGGAUUACUUGGGUAUUUACAACCCUAUAAAUCCACAAGUAGAUAAACGCAUAACAAUAUUAAAUGAAGAUAAGGUUCAAGAUUUUGUAAAUGAUGUAUCCAUAAUUGACAAAUUCUCUCCAUCGAGUGGGAAGGCAAUUUAUCUAGACUCUUUAUCAAUUGUAAUGUUAUUUGUUAGGGUUACUAUGUUUCUAUUUUAAAGAAGUGAAACUUAGGCAAAAAUAGAUAAAUUUAAACAAUUUCUAGGACUACAAAUGCGUAAAAUGAAACAUGACACUUUCAUAUAUUAUUAUUUAAUACAAUUGAGUAAUUUUUAGUAAGUAACGAUAUAACAAUGAUUUAUCACUCUUAUUGUAUUAUAAGCUCAAAAACUGUAAACCUACUUGUGAGGAAGGAUGACUCCCAAAGUAUUUAUCUCCUGUCCCGCCGUUGUCUAGAUUACAGCUGUUAUUAGAUUAUAGACUAAACAUACGUAGAUACCUAAACUUUAUGUCGCAGAUGGCGUUAGUUUGGUUUACUGUUUUAGCUCUACUGGUUACAAGUGUACGUAACCUCGCAAAGUACAUGAUUUUUAAAUACUCAAUUUAAACUGAUAUCUGUGUAAAAUAUUGAAACAAAAUCUAUAUUAAGUUUACAUUGUGAAAAGUUAACAUUCGUAAAACGAAAUAUAAAUACAUUGUGACUUAAGUUUUAUAACAUUUUACUUGUCUCUGGUUCAAUUCUCAAUACAUCUCUUGAUCACCUCCUACUGCUUAGUUUCUAAACCUAACCAAAUAAUCGUCUCCAUAUAAUUUAGUUAUUAGUAAGUUUUAUUUAAAAAAUAAUUAUAGUAUUUCUCAACUUAAUAAAAGUAAUAGAUUAAAUAAAUCCAAAGUUAAAAGUUAUUUAAGCUAGGAGAAAAGUUAUAAUGUAGUUUCUAUUAAACGAUAAUAAU